This is a messenger RNA of Octopus sinensis (East Asian common octopus), 675 nucleotides long. RefSeq names its product acidic repeat-containing protein-like. The transcript is spliced from 3 exons. The record is from RefSeq and is a predicted model, not a curated record. Bases 1 to 675 code for a protein of 224 amino acids. Lineage: Eukaryota; Metazoa; Mollusca; Cephalopoda; Octopoda; Octopodidae.
AUGAAGAGCUACACUAAAGUGACAGCGGAAGACCUGGAAAAAGAGAAAUUAAGAAAGAUAACACUGAAGUCGUUGAAUUGGGACCCUGAAAAGAUGAAGAGAUACUUGAGCAAAUUAGAAAUGAAUCGCGAGAAUGAAAGUACUGAUGAGGAAAGAACUGAUGAAAGUACUGAUGAGGAAAGUACUGAUGAAAGUACUGAUGAGGAAAGAACUGAUGAAAGUACUGAUGAGGAAAGAACUGAUGAAAGUACUGAUGAGGAAAGUACUGAUGAAAGUACUGAUGAGGAAAGUACUGAUGAAAGUACUGAUGAGGAAAGUACUGAUGAAAGUACUGAUGACGAAAGAACUGAUGAAAGUACUGAUGAGGAAAGAAGUACUGAUGAAAGUACUGAUGAGGAAAGUACUGAUGAAAGUACUGAUGAGGAAAGUACUGAUGAAAGUACUGAUGAGGAAAGUACUGAUGAAAGUACUGAUGACGAAAGAACUGAUGAAAGUACUGAUGAGGAAAGUACUGAUGAAAGUACUGAUGAGGAAAGAACUGAUGAAAGUACUGAUGAGGAAAGAACUGAUGAAAGUACUGAUGAGGAAAGUACUGAUGAAAGUACUGAUGAGGAAAGUGCUGAUGAAAGUACUGAUGAGGGUCGAAUAUGGAUCAGGAUAUUGAAAAAUUGGUGA